Xenia sp. Carnegie-2017 is the source of this 3747-nucleotide messenger RNA. RefSeq names its product voltage-dependent calcium channel subunit alpha-2/delta-2-like. The record is from RefSeq and is a predicted model, not a curated record. NCBI's taxonomy places the organism in Eukaryota, Metazoa, Cnidaria, Anthozoa, Malacalcyonacea, Xeniidae. The transcript has 16 exons. Gene Ontology annotation, cellular component: voltage-gated calcium channel complex. The coding region runs from base 593 to 3715 and encodes 1040 amino acids. Gene Ontology annotation, molecular function: voltage-gated calcium channel activity.
GUAAUUUUAUAUACUAAUUUACAGAUUUACUGUUCAACAAUGCUCUCAAGUGUCAACGUGGUCUCAACUAGCUUUACAUAAAUCUUCAUACGUAGGUGGAACUAUCGUCGAUAUUUUUAUUGUCAUUGCUGUUUAUUUAGGCAUUUUUCAAUAAUAUAUUGUUAAUGAAAUCUUGUGAGAUUCUGCAAAUAUAAAUGCGAGGUUAAUUUCAAGUGAUUGCUCAUGAAACUGGAGUGUACCAUUACUAUUAUCGUGUGAUUGCCUAGCAAUAAUGUUUACAAAGAGCUUUAUAUUGAUAAAUGUGUUCUGCAUUGUGUCUACGAACCAUUUAACAAAGGAAAUAGUCCGAAAUUGGGCGUCAACGAUAGAAGAAUACCUGAUCGAGUUAGCCGAACAAGGAUUAAGAACGAAAAAUUGCAAACGUUGUACGACGAAUCUACGUACGUAGAGGAACAAAGAAGUGGCUUGGCAACUGUAGAGGCUGUCAAGGAGAAACUGGGAGAUUAUUUCUCGAAAAAAGAACAAGCGGCUAAAACAUUAGCAUCAGAAACAGCAAGGCUUCUUAGUUCAUUCAACCACACAACCUACGAAAAUGCAACAUCAGUUCAAGAUUUGCCAUCAGAUAUUUACUCUGAUUCCGACCUGCAACAGUUCAACCCUGUUAUUUCACCGAAAAUAUAACUUAUUAUUUAAGCAAUCCAUCAGUCUCCAACAGAGUGCAGUGAAGAUCUCUGAUCAGGCACCAAGAGAUAAUAAAGAAAUUAUUAACACCAUUGCUUGGAGUGCCGGUCUUGAUGAUAUAUUUAUUAAGAAUUUGGGCAACGACUUAGAUCUCAGAUGGCAAUAUUUUGGCUCCAACAAUGGUUUGUAUCGUAUGUAUCCGGGACGAGAAUGGCAAACGAACUUCGUGGGUUUUUACGAGGAUUACGAUCCGCGGGUCAGACCGUGGUACAUUGCGGCAACAUCCGGGCAAAAAGAUGUCAUUAUAGUCAUCGACUGCAGUAGGUCGAUGGCGGGAAAAAAGUUCUCGAUGGCGAAGUCUAUCGCAAUCACAGUUUUGAAUACCGUAACGAAACAAGACUAUGUGAACGUGAUCUGUGGCCAAGAACCGUAUUAUGAUGCUGUUGGCAAUUACAUUAGCGAUAUAAGAACAAGAGCUUUGAGUUGUCAGCAAAAUCGUCUUGUACCAGCCUCCACUUCACAUCGUAAGGAUCUCAUUGCAAAAAUUAAGGAUUUACAGGCAAGAGGAUCAACCAAACUGAGCAACGCGUUCGAGAAGUCCUUCAAACUUCUUCAUGGUAAUACGGGUAGUGGUUGUCAGUCUUUAAUCAUUUUCAUUACGGAUGGCCAGGACACAGAUGGCGAUGAAGUUCGUUGUGAUAAAGGACAUUAUGCAAAAAGUGACUACGUCCCUGGGAAGAAAUGUCAAUAUGAUUGGAACAUCGUCUGGAAUAAGGUCAAAACAUGGAAUAAAGAAGGGGACGUCAAAAGGACUCGUAUAUUUUCAUAUCUUGUUGUGGACGACGGUGAAGAAUUUCCUGGCAAGCUUGCAUGUGACAACCGCGGGUUCAUGAAGAAGAUUGUUGAAAGUACCAAUCUCAUUAGCCAGAUGCAGGAUUAUUACGAAUUUUUGUCAGCUAAUACUCUGUCUUCCACACACAUCACAUGGAGUCCUCCCUAUUUGGACGCACUAGGACUGGGACUAAUGGUGACUGCUGCUAUCCCCAUAGUGACGAACAGGACAAUCGGAGUGAUAGGGAUUGAUGUGACACUUGAUGAAAUAGGGAACAUUCUAACUGGUUACACAUGGGGAUCUGCUUACGCAUUUCUCAUUAAUAAUGAUGGUGAAGCUAUUUUCCAUCCGUUACUACGAGCUACCACGCAGCUUGUUGAUGAUCCUAUACUUGUGAACAUCGGUGAACUCGAGCAGAAAGCUGGUACCCAGGAAGCAGAAGCCUUUCGCGAGAUAACUGAAGAGAUGAAGAAGGGUAAUACUGGAUCGCGAAGGAUCGAACAAGCUGUGAGAGCAGUGCCCAAGGGAGAUUUUCAAGAUGGUCUUCAGUACAUCAAGACACCCGUGACGUAUUUUUAUUCGGGAAUACCAGACUCCAGUUAUUCCUUUGCGUUCAGUUUUACGGACUCGGACCUCAAGUAUAGACGCCCUGAACGUCCAAAGAGGUCACAAGCAGGCACUACAAGGAGCUUUUAUGGAUAUAUGCGGUCAUAUAAUGAUACAUACGUACGGAAGCAACUCGGUCCACUGUUUGAUAUUUUGAACUUGGAAUACGACGUCGAAGAUUAUCCCGAACUAUACAUCUCACGUAAUCAUUCGUCCGUGUUUAUCGCAGCCAGAGCUUAUUGUGAUCCUAACAAGUACCUUUUUGACGACAAUUCACCCCAACUUACCGUUGAUAUCCAUAAACUUAUCAAUGAUCUGGCGAACCUCGGUGAAUGCAAUACUGGCAGUACAUUGAUACCCGGAAGUGUAAGAGCUGAUGUAGUCAUAACGGCUCCUAUUGAAUCAGCAUGGAAGGCAAGGAAUGAGACGUUUUUAAAGGACGUCCGCUGGACAUACGUAGCGACUACUCGUGGUGCUUUUCGCAGCUAUCCCGGACAUAGGACGCCUAAGAAUUUUGAUCCAAGAAGACGUCCUUGGUACCAUCGAACUAUCGUGAACCCGUCGAAAAUCUCCGUCUCGAAUGCCUACAUGGAUUUAAAUGGCAUUGGAAAAGUGAUUACAAUGUCACAAGCAGUCUUUGAAAGCAUCGACCCUCAUUCGGACUGCACAGGAGUGAUUAAACAUGGCGGAUGUCAUUGUAACAGUCACCGUGAUUGCUUGUCCCGAUAUUGUCUGAAGAAACGAUGUACUGGAGACAGAGUCGAAGCUGUUGUUGCACUUGAUAUUAAGUAUCCAGACUUUCAUCAAAGUAUUUAUGAGCGGUUAAAAGCCACCGGGGACAAGAAGACGUGCGGGAAUAAGUACCCCUGUCCUGACGGCAUUCAUACGUGUGAAACAAGAUGUUAUCUUGUCGAUAACGCUGCGAACCUCGUCACAGAUCCCGACUUUCUUCACGCGAACAUCACGGAUGAACGAGAAUACGAGAGAGUUUCCCUGGGAAGGAAAGAAGGCGACAUCAUGAAACAACUGAUCCACGAUCACAAAGUCUUUAAAAGAACACGACGUUCGGAUUAUCAAGGCAUCUGCAGUGUGUCGCCGUAUUUUCCAAAGGUGACGUUAAAAGGUAUCAUUCAGACCCCGGAGGAAGAGGACGAGUACUAUCGGAACAAAGGUCCCAUCCCACCGUUUCAAAAUGAGUACGGCUGCAUACAGGACGUUGUUGGCUACAACGCGCUUCCAUUUGAAGAUGGGAAAGUUUUUGCGGGCAGUUCUUUUGGGCCUUGCACAACUGGCAAUUACUUCUUCACAGCUUUGCCAAAGACCAAUCUUUAUCUUCUUGUGAUUGAAGAUUGGACCCGCUUUCGACAAUCUUACUUCUACAACUUCAAUUGCCGCAUCAGUAAUCGCGUAUUUGAUGCCGGCGCUUAUCGUAUUGUCAACGGCACAUGCAAGCACAUCGAAGUUAGGUCUCCAAAGGAUGGAUUGUGUCCUACAUUGCGUAAUAUUCACCUCAAAUGCUCUUACAAUCAAAGUAAAACGCUUUCUCCAGUGACAUUUUUGAUCUUGUUAACAGUCCUUUUACUAAUAUGGCGAUAAUUUAGCGUCAUUAAAAAGAUGGCUCCGAGCAA